AUGACACUGUGGCGAUGGAUACUACCUUUUUGUAUGAUCCUCGUGGUCGUGGAAUCACGUCUACUGGAGGGAUUGUACUGUGGCAGGGAAAAUUGCUAUGAUGUCCUGAAUCUCACGAGAGAUGCCACAAAACAGGAGAUAUCCAGGAACUACCGAAGACUGGCAAAAGACAAUCAUCCGGACUUGCAUCGGACAGAGAAGGCAAAAGAAGAAGCAACGGAGAAAUUCAAAGCAAUUGCCACAGCUUAUGAAAUUCUCAGGGAUGAAGGAUCCAGGGCAGAUUAUGACUAUAUGCUGGACAAUCCUCAGGAAUACUAUGCUCACUACUAUCGCUACUAUCGUCGUAGAGUAGCCCCGAAAGUGGAUGUGAGACUAGUUGUCUUCGUCACCAUUACAGUGAUUUCCCUGAUUCAGUAUUUCAGCUGGGUCCAGCGCUAUGAAUCUGCCAUCAAGUACUUCAUGACUGUGCCAAAGUAUCGCAAUAGAGCUCUGGAGAUUGCUCAACAGCAGGAAAGUAGUCGAUCAAAUGUAAAGAAGACUGGAAAGCAGCGAUUGUCCAAGACAGAACAAAAGGAAGAAACAGAUAAGUUGAUCCGGAAGAUAAUUGAGGAGAAUAUGGACAUUCAGGGUGCCUAUGCUAAACCCAGUGUCUGGGAUGUUCUCUGGAUUCAACUAAUUAUUUCUCCAUACACCAUAACCAAGUGGCUAGCUUGGAAUAUCCGCUGGUUCUGGAAGUUCAUUCUGCUGCGUCAGCCAUAUGGGGAUGAGGAGAAAUACUUCAUCAUUCGAAAAUACAUGAAGAUUGGACAGCACAAAUUCAAUGCCAUUGACGAGGAAACCAAAAAAGAAUACCUCGAUUUGGAAUUGUGGAAGAAGGAAAAUUUCAACCAAUGGAAGAUUGAGCAGGAAGAAGCAAUGAAGAAGGAAUUGGCACAGAAGCCCUCCUACAGAUCCAUCCGGCGUUACAUGAAGUCACACGGGCCCGGAAGAAUAACAUUCGAAGACUAGUUUUUUUUUUAAAUCUCCGCCCCAUUUUUUAUAUUUUGCACCUGUUUCCUUUAUUUAUAAAUGAACUCAUGGGUACUUUUGCUGAUGAUAAUAAAUUGUUUAUCGUUCGGAAAACGA
Messenger RNA from Phlebotomus papatasi, 1125 nucleotides. RefSeq names its product dnaJ homolog subfamily C member 25 homolog. Gene Ontology annotation, biological process: protein folding. Gene Ontology annotation, cellular component: endoplasmic reticulum membrane. The transcript has a single exon. The record is from RefSeq and is a predicted model, not a curated record. Bases 1 to 1008 code for a protein of 335 amino acids. NCBI's taxonomy places the organism in Eukaryota, Metazoa, Arthropoda, Insecta, Diptera, Psychodidae.